AUGGAAACGAACAACGAAUUCAAAAGCUGUCAGAGUCUCAAAGAUCCCGCACAGAUCAACCCGACGUCACUUCAAAACCACCUCCAUCUGGAGAGCUCCCACCAGGCGCAUGUGUACUGGGUCAAUCGCCAGUGUCAAAAAACCGACGAUGGAAGAAUUCUAGCGUUCGGCGUUGUCUACGAUUUCAUCAACGAUGCCAUGGAAGGUGUUAAGGAAAAACGGCAAGUCACCGUGGACUGGGCGCGAUGUGUUUGUGAAACGAGCAAUUGCGAUCCGACGGUUUUCCCGCACGCCGUGAAACUAUUUGACCGAGUGCUUCAAACGACACCGUGCAAAUACUCGCACUUACAGAGCAUUAUCGCCGCUUGCAUGCUGAUCGCCUCAAAAUUUCGCGAAACUGUCCCCCUUGGCAUCAGAAGACUAGUCGCUUUGACAAAAUAUUCCGUCGACGAGCGAAUGAUCAAGGAUGUCGAGAUGGUGGUUUUAUUGAAGCUGCAUUUCGACGUUUCGGAAGUGACGUAUCCAGAUUUUUACCCGUUUAUUAUCGACAUUCUUCAUGCAAGCAACAUCGGCGAAAAACUCCCCCUUCCGUCAAGCCGAUACAUGCAAGAUGAACUCCUUCCCUGCGUGAGCAAAAUCGCCGCCCUCGCCCUUUCCCAAGAUUCCGAAAUGGUUUCUCAUAAACCCAGCAUCAUGGCCGUCUGUUCCCUUGGCGUCUUUCUUUGCAAAAUGCGAUUUCUAACGACCCCGGUUCAGUUUUUCCAAGCGCUGUGUCCAUUUAUCACGACCGUGCGGGAAUCCGCCGAGCUCCGAAAAUGCUGGGACACUUGCAUGUUGGUCUGGCAAAACUACGCCCGAGUACCAAGUUCCGUCUCUCCCACCUUCGCCUCCCGACCGGUCAACAACAACAACAACUAUCUCCCCAGCCAGCAGGCGCCCAAUCGUCUCCCCUCGGUCAGCCAGAUCCAGCGAUUGAAAGGAGCAAACGUCGACCCGAUGGCAAACGAAAUGGUGGUCGACCAUGGCGAUCCGGACCGCGACUCGGGCCACUACAGUAAUCUGGACUAA
Molecule: messenger RNA, 1068 nt
Organism: Oikopleura dioica
Lineage: Eukaryota; Metazoa; Chordata; Appendicularia; Copelata; Oikopleuridae
Source: the annotation of a GenBank genome assembly